AUGAAUUUAAUCAUUUAGGUUAUUUCAUUUAAACCAUUGGACUGGUAUGACAAAAACAAAUACAAACAGUAGAAGUGUGAAGUUUANUCGAAAUACAAAUUUAUAAGAUGUUUAUUAUUAAGUUUAAUUAUUAAAUAGAAAUAAAUUUAAGAAAUAUUAACUAAAUAACAAGAACUAGAGAAAGUUUGUAAAAUAUUAAUUGAAUAAAAUAAUAAAAUAUUAUAAUGUAAUUAAUAACUACGAAAUCAAUUAGUUUAAGAAAGGUAACUAUGAGAAUUUAAAUAGAUUUAAUGGUUAAAAGAAGAUUUAGAAGUUAAAAGAUUAUUUUAUAGGACAAUAGCAAAUUUAAAGCCUUGAAGAAGAUCCUUUACAAGUAUUAAAAUUUAAUAAAGAAUUAGAAAAGAUAAUAUUCAGGGGUAUAUUAAGCUUUGGAAUCUGAUGUUGAAGAUUUGAUAGUAACAAAUAAAAAGAAAGUAAAGGAAGAUGAUACUGAUAGUACUAUCGAUAAAAUGGAAAACCUUUACUUAAAUCAACCUUUGAUGUUAACUAAUGCAGAAAAUCAAAACAUAUAGGAGACACAUGAUGAUGGAAUAAUUCACUUGUUGGAAGAUCAACAAUUGGAGGAUUUAUACUUUGAUUGA
Paramecium sonneborni is the source of this 641-nucleotide messenger RNA. Lineage: Eukaryota; Ciliophora; Oligohymenophorea; Peniculida; Parameciidae. The record is from the annotation of a GenBank genome assembly.